Molecule: messenger RNA, 792 nt
Organism: Symbiodinium sp. CCMP2456
Lineage: Eukaryota; Dinophyceae; Suessiales; Symbiodiniaceae
Source: the annotation of a GenBank genome assembly
AUGCAAGCGAUUGGCUUCCUGAAGGGCAUGGUCGGCAUGUCGCAAACGUAUACCAUGCGGAAUGAGACGGAUUGCACUGUAAAGGUGCUGAUGACCGAAGAUCCCGAGGCUUUGAAAACCGUGGUUAAGGCCAAAGGCGCCCUGGGCUUGGAUUUCGCACCCGGAGCAGGAUAUAUCCCCAUCGGCAUGGGAGGGCAGGCCGCCUUGGUGGCCACCCAAGGAAAGCGCAAGCCGGCCGAUUUGACACUUGGGGCAAACUGCGAGACGUUUACUACAGCAGCUACAAGUACGGUGUUCGUGGCCGUAGCAUUUUGGGCGAAUGGGAGAUUCAAGUUCGUUUGGGAGAAUCGGGCCGUUGAGGCUGGCUCCACAAUCUGCUUGUUGCAGCGUCAUCUUGACGAUAUCUCCGAACCAUGGAUUAAGGCAAACUCCCUCCAAGACGCCCUUGGUCGCAGGCAGGACGGAUGCCUUGGAUACAACCAACGUCCGGAAUGGCCUCAGCCUCUCACAAUACCCAAAGACACCAAGUCCGCUAAGUCGCUGGCCUACGAGGCACCACAGGGAUUCUCGGAUGUGACUCAGCUGGCAAUAUGGAGCCAGACAUGCGGUGCUUUCCUUCCUGCCCGGAUCCUUGGUGUAGCUCACAGACCCAAUCUUGAUCGUCAAGGCUGGUCACUCCCGGUCGGAUCUGUUCAUGUGGAGCUAGACUACCCCAACGGCACCAAGCAUCGCAAGAUCCUGACCCCUGACCAGUUUGCAACGAUGGUGCAAGAUCAGCCUCCGUGCACGUGA